AACCAUCAAGACUCCUCGAAUUAAGGCAUUGAUGGAGAUUCAAUUGAGUGUGCCCUUACUGAAAGGACUCGCUUAACCACACCAUUGGUUACGGCACGCAUUCACCGCGAACGACACUUCACGAAAAGUUGAAGCACCGUUCCAUUGACCCGAGCCCUUGCUGCCGGGCUCCUAGCUGCGGAAAGUAGUACUGUGCCUCUCCCAAGCAUGCAACGUUGCAGCUGUGACCGUCUAUUGUCCAGUCGUCUGGAUUCAACGUCUCACACUGGAGCAUUACAUGGCGAGGACGUGCACCCACACACAAUCUGUGCUCUGCUGUUGCUACGGCGUGCGCGUCGUAUUGGAACACCAUCACUCUUGACCGAUCACUGUCAUCACUCCGAGUUCGAGACUUUCUGCCGUGCAGUAAGUCGAUUCUGCCUACAGGCCUUGCAUCGGUGUCUAGCAUUGCUCUUGUCUCAAGUCCUGCUUGGUUCCAUGUCAGCCCGAGAUGGAGAAUGCAGAAGGCGUAUGCACCGUCGCGAAACUCGAAACUUUCCGGUGCCCAUCCUGCAUCUCCCAAUCAUGAUUUACCAAGGUUAGGUACAAUACAUCCUUCGAACACUGCAUCGUGAACCCCAUCGAACAUGGCGCUCACUCAAACACAUGCGAGGCGGAUGCAACGGAACUCAACAAACGCCAAUGGCUUUCCGAUCGAUGCGAGGGAGAAUUUGCAACCAUCGUAGCUUCUUCCACGAGU
This is a messenger RNA of Macroventuria anomochaeta, 739 nucleotides long. RefSeq lists its product as uncharacterized. NCBI's taxonomy places the organism in Eukaryota, Fungi, Ascomycota, Dothideomycetes, Pleosporales, Didymellaceae. The record is from RefSeq and is a predicted model, not a curated record. The transcript has a single exon. Bases 208 to 582 code for a protein of 124 amino acids.